This is a messenger RNA of Bipolaris maydis ATCC 48331, 330 nucleotides long. The record is from RefSeq and is a predicted model, not a curated record. Lineage: Eukaryota; Fungi; Ascomycota; Dothideomycetes; Pleosporales; Pleosporaceae.
AUGACUUCAUUUUCGAAUAUGCAGGCCCUCCGUCCUGCUAUGGAUACAUAUGGGCCCUAUGCAUCCGAAGAAGCUACGAAUUAUCCACCAGUUGAAGUUAUCCACCCGUCGAUGCUAAUAGAUGGAGGCACAUUCAAAUAUUCUUAUCCAAAUGAACCAAAGGACUGGCUGCAACGUUGUCUCAAUGACCACAACGCGUGCAAUAAUAGGAUCAAGCCUAGUUUCGAGGCAUUCCUACCAGAACGCCUCAUCGAUGUUGGCAGUGCUAUAGAACCCCUGGCACCUCGUUUAGUCAUCACCAAUGAAUUCAAAAUGUCAAGAGAUACAUAG